This is a messenger RNA of Dipodomys ordii (Ord's kangaroo rat), 981 nucleotides long. It is a transcript of the gene Il12b, whose product is annotated as interleukin 12B. The record is from RefSeq and is a predicted model, not a curated record. Lineage: Eukaryota; Metazoa; Chordata; Mammalia; Rodentia; Heteromyidae. Bases 1 to 981 code for a protein of 326 amino acids. Gene Ontology annotation, cellular component: external side of plasma membrane; membrane. The transcript has 6 exons. Gene Ontology annotation, biological process: cytokine-mediated signaling pathway; immunoglobulin mediated immune response. Gene Ontology annotation, molecular function: cytokine receptor activity; protein binding.
AUGUGUCACCAGCAGCUGGCCUUCUCCUGGUUUUCCCUGGUUUUGCUGGCAUCUCCUCUCCUGGCCCUAUGGGAACUGGAGAAAGAUGUCUACGUUGUAGAGUCGGACUGGUACCUGGAUGUCCCUGGAGAGACGGUGGUCCUCACUUGUGACACGGAGGAAGAAGAUGGCAUCAUCUGGAAGAGGUCAGAUGAGGUCGUGGGCACGGGCAAGAGCCUCACCGUCCAAGUCAAAGAGUUUCGAAGCACUGGACACUACACCUGCCACAAAGGAAGUGAGGUUUUGGGCCACUCCACGCUGCUGCUUCACAAAAAGGAGAAUGGAAUCUGGUCCACUGAUAUUUUAAAGGACCAGAAAGAACCCAAGAACAAGACUUUUCUAAAAUGCGAGGCGAGGAAUUAUUCCGGACGUUUCACUUGCUGGUGGCUGACAGACGUCACCACCAGCCUGAAGUUCACCCUCAAGAGCAGCAGAGGCCCCUCCGACCCUCGCCAAGUGACGUGUGGGGUGGCGACCCUCUCUGCAGAGAAGGGCAAAGUGAAGAAUAGAGAGUUCCCCAAGUACUGGGUGGACUGCCAGGAGGACAGUGCCUGCCCCACCGCCGAGGAGAGGCUGCCUGUGGAGCUGGUGCUGGAGGUGGUGCACAGAUUCAAGUACGAGAACUACACCGCCAGCUUCUUCAUCAGAGACAUCAUUAAACCUGAUCCACCCAAGAACCUGCAGCUGAAGCCACUGAAGGGCUCUCAGCAGGUGGAGGUCAGCUGGGAGUACCCCGAUUCCUGGAGCACCCCCCACUCCUACUUCUCCCUGAAAUUCUUAGUUCGGGUCCAGGACACGAAGAACGGAAAAGAGAAGACAAUCUCCACUGACAAAACCUCAGCUAGAGUCUCCUGCUCCAAGGAUGCCCAGGUCCAGGUGCAAGCCCAGGACCGCUACUACAGCUCAUCUUGGAGCGAGUGGGCCUCUGUAUCUUGCGCUUAG